Molecule: messenger RNA, 8216 nt
Organism: Ictalurus punctatus (channel catfish)
Lineage: Eukaryota; Metazoa; Chordata; Actinopteri; Siluriformes; Ictaluridae
Gene: dnm1a
Product: dynamin 1a
Exons: 21
Coding region: 205-2751 (848 amino acids)
Cellular component (GO): microtubule; cytoplasm; membrane
Molecular function (GO): GTPase activity; GTP binding; microtubule binding
Source: RefSeq, a predicted model, not a curated record
AGAGCAGAGAUCUCGUCGCCUGGCAGAUUGCGGAGGAAGGAGGAAGGCUGCUGAGGAUGAGUCUGCAUCACAUCACAUCACAUAACAUAACAUAAGAGGAAUAUCAUAGCUAUAGAUCUAGACACCGUGUUUAGUCUUAGGGCUAGCUCUAGUUUGAUUAUUUGCACGGAUAAGGAGUGAUCCACAGUCCCCCAAGCAGGCAGGAUGGGGAACCGGGGAAUGGAGGAUCUGAUCCCGCUGGUGAAUCGGAUGCAAGACGCGUUCACAGCCAUCGGACAGAAUGCGAACUUGGACCUGCCUCAGAUCGCAGUGGUGGGCGGCCAGAGCGCCGGGAAGAGCUCCGUGCUGGAGAACUUCGUUGGGAAGGACUUCCUUCCUCGCGGUUCAGGCAUCGUCACACGCCGCCCCCUGGUCCUGCAGCUCAUCAACUCCCCCACAGAGUAUGCAGAGUUUUUGCACUGCAAGGGGAAGAAAUUUACAGAUUUCGAUGAAGUGCGGCAGGAGAUCGAGGCGGAGACGGAUCGUGUCACUGGGCAGAAUAAAGGCAUUUCUCCAGUCCCUAUUAACCUGCGUGUCUGCUCCCCUAAUGUACUGAACCUGACUCUGGUGGAUUUGCCGGGAAUGACUAAAGUGCCGGUCGGCGACCAGCCGGUGGACAUCGAGCACCAAAUCAAGGAAAUGCUCAUGCAGUUUGUUACGAAGGAGAACUGCCUGCUGCUGGCUGUAUCUCCUGCUAACUCCGACCUCGCCAACUCCGACGCUCUGAAGAUUGCCAAAGAAGUGGAUCCGCAAGGUCAGCGCACCAUCGGUGUGAUCACCAAACUGGAUCUGAUGGAUGAAGGAACAGACGCUCGAGAUAUUCUAGAAAACAAGCUGUUACCACUGCGCCGAGGCUACAUCGGUGUGGUGAACCGCAGUCAGAAAGACAUUGAUGGGAAGAAGGACAUCACUGCCGCUAUGGCUGCUGAGAGGAAGUUCUUCCUGUCGCAUCCUGCCUACAGACACCUGGCAGAUCGUAUGGGAACGGCUUACCUGCAGAAAGUCCUCAACCAGCAACUGACCAAUCAUAUCCGAGACACACUGCCCGGACUGCGCAGUAAGCUCCAGAGCCAGCUGCUGUCCAUCGAGAAAGAGGUGGAGGAGUACAAGAACUUCCGCCCGGAUGACCCGUCUCGCAAGACCAAGGCCUUGUUACAGAUGGUGCAGCAGUUCUCUGUGGAUUUUGAGAAGCGUAUAGAGGGCUCGGGUGAUCAGAUCGAGACCUAUGAGCUCUCAGGCGGAGCGAGGAUCAACCGUAUCUUCCACGAACGCUUCCCUUUUGAACUGGUCAAGAUGGAGUUUGAUGAAAAGGAGCUGCGCAAGGAGAUCAGCUACGCCAUCAAGAACAUUCACGGCAUCAGAACUGGGCUCUUCACCCCGGACAUGGCCUUUGAGACCAUUGUGAAAAGGCAGAUCACGAAGAUUAAAGAGCCUUGCCAGAAAUGCGUGGACAUGGUCAUUUCUGAGCUAGUCAAUACUGUUAGGCAGUGUACCAAGAAGCUGGCCCAGUACCCCAUGCUGCGAGAGGAAAUGGAAAGAAUCGUCACUCAGCACAUCCGUGAUCGUGAGAGUCGCACCAAGGAUCAGGUGAUGCUUCUUAUUGACAUCGAGCUGGCUUACAUGAACACCAACCAUGAAGAUUUCAUCGGAUUUGCCAAUGCACAGCAGAGAAGCAGCCAAAUGAGCAAGAAGAAGGCGGCUGGCAACCAGGAUGAGAUCAUGGUUAUCAGGAAGGGCUGGCUGACCAUCAACAACAUCAGCAUCAUGAAAGGUGGCGCUAAAGAGUACUGGUUCGUGCUGACGGCUGAAUCGCUCUCCUGGUACAAGGAUGACGAGGAGAAAGAGAAGAAGUACAUGCUGCAGGUGGACAACCUGAAGCUGAGAGACGUGGAGAAGAGUUUCAUGUCCAGCAAGCACAUCUUCGCCCUGUUCAACACCGAGCAGAGGAACGUGUAUAAAGACUAUCGUCAGCUGGAGUUGGCCUGUGAGAGUCAGGAGGACGUGGAUGGCUGGAAGGCCUCGUUCCUCAGAGCCGGUGUUUAUCCAGAGCGUGUGAGUGAUGCGAGCGAGGAGAACGGCUCGGACAGCUUCAUGCACUCCAUGGACCCCCAGCUGGAGAGGCAGGUGGAGACCAUCCGCAACCUGGUGGACUCCUACAUGGGCAUCGUCAACAAGACCGUCCGUGAUCUUAUGCCCAAGACCAUCAUGCACCUCAUGAUUAACAACACGAAGGAGUUCAUUAACGCGGAGUUACUGGCUCAGCUUUAUUCCUGCGGUGAUCAGAACACUCUGAUGGAGGAGUCGGCCGAGCAGGGUCAGCAUCGGGACGAGAUGCUGCGCAUGUACCACGCGCUCAAAGAAGCCCUCAGCAUCAUCGGCGACAUCAGCACCAGCACGGUGACCACGGCUCUGCCUCCACCCGUCGACGACUCGUGGCUACAGGUUCAGCGCAUUGGCUCUGGGGGAAGGUCUCCAGCUACCAGUCCCACCCCUCAGAGACGAGCCCCUCCUCCAGGUCCCCCAGGCCGCCCUGUUUCUCGUGGCUCCGCCCCAGGCCCUCCUGCUGCUGGUGGGCCUCCUUUGCCGUCUCGCCCCGGGGCGUCUCCGGACCCGUUUGGAGGCCCGCCCCCUCAGGUGCCCUCCCGGCCUAACCGGGCCCCUCCCAGCGUACCCAGCCGACGACCCCCGGCCUCACCCACCCGACCCAUGUGAUCCACAGACUCCUCCCUCUAGACUAUUAGCUCCUCCCACCAGACCUAAGGGGACAGACAUCCAGGGCACCUAGAUCCCCUUUAUCCUCUUCUCCUUCAGAUUCACUCCAGCAUGAACACACACACUUCACACACACUACACAGGGUUCCAUGUCAUGUUUUCUUUCUCGUUAUUAUUUUACUCUCUCUACAUUUCUUUCUCCUUCAUGUUUUUCUAACGAUCCUUGACUUCUGUUGUGAUUGUUUUUUUAUUUUUAUUUUUUUCUUUCUGCUGAAUGAAAGUUCUUUUCUGAAGCUGAUGCAUUAUCACUCCCAGGUGAUGACUGGAGUAACGAGUAUAACUGCAUCUAUUUGUGGAGUGCGCUUUUAUACACGUUCGUUUCCGUUACGUUAUUUGUCUUUGUUUUUGUUUUUUUUGUCCUUCUGUUUCUCGAGCAGCGCUCCUUGAAGUCACAGGCGGGAAGAUGACACCCCACUAAGCUGAAGGGUAAUAAACUUUACAGUGGUUCUGAUUUGAUGACCAGAUUUUAAAAUCGCACACAUCUAGCUCUAAACGGUUCCGUUCGAUUGACGGUUUAAGUACGAUCCCAGGCUCUUGCCUUCCAGCCUUGCUGACUUUGGGGACGCCAUUUUACUUACUACUGCUUUAAUAUUACUUUCGUUAUUCACUCUUCUUUCUCUCUUUUUCCUCCUCGUGUUGCUCAGGCGGCCGAGCAGGGGCAGCCCUUCACACCCCGAGAGCCCUCUUCCUUCAUCUGACUCCUAACUACCCCGUCCUUUUUCCCUCUGCUCUUCUCCUACUUCAUUUUCUCUUCUCUUUCUCCCCGUCCCCUUUAUCCUCGUUUCUUCAUCUCCCUUCUUUCUUGCUCUGUCGUUUUCUCUUACUUCUCUUUCUUUUUCAGUUCGGUCUCUUUUCUACUUUCCUUUUUACUUGAUUUUAUGUUCUCGUCUCGUCUCUAUUCCUCUUCCUUUUGGUUUAUUCUCUUCUUCCUUCCUGCAUUUUCUUUCCCCUUUAUUCUUCGUUAUUUCUUCUUCCUCACCCUUCUUUCUCUUCGUCCUUGUCUUUUUCUUUUCUGGUACAUAUUCUCUCUCUCUCUCUUCUUGCAUCCUCCCCUCUUUUAUUUCUCUAUCAUUUUCUCUCCUUCCUUCACUUUCUUUCUUUCUUCAGUUGCCUUCUUUGCUUUCCUUUUUUUUUUUUUAACUUUAUCCUUCCCCUUUUCUUUCCCCCCAUGCUCCUGAUCCACCUCCCCAUCUCUCCCACCUUUAUUUUGCUCUUCUUAGAUUUCCUUCUUCCUUUUCUCCUCUUCCAUUUUCGUUCCUUCCAUCACUUUUGUUUUUGUUACUUCUUCCUUCCCUCUCUCGUCCACCCUUUCCUCUUCUUCUUCUUUGUCCUUCCUCUCAAACUCCCUCCAUGAUCACCAUUAGGCAACCCUAAACUAAACCCCACCAGCACAACUCACUCUCUCUCACACACACACACGACACACAGUGAGGAGAGGCGGAAGAGAAAACCAGACGGAAACCCCUUCAGAUGUAACUCCUCUUCCUCAUUCCACCUGCUUCUUUAAAGGACAGAUGCUCUUCUACAUUCCACACGAAGUGGAGGAGCAGCGACGCCACCACCGUGCUGUGAGAGACGUGUAGUGUUCCUGUUGUCGUUGUCGUCUCUUUGCUUCUUCGCCGGAUUUCUCCAAAACCAUCUGGACUCACGUGAGGGCCAUGAACACUGUCUCGAUGUUUAAUCUCUAUUGUAACGUACAUGUACGCUGUAGCCAAGGUUCCCCGAAUUUCUCAUCAUGUCCACGUCGUCACGUCCGUACCGAAACGUCCCGGACCCUGUACGUGUUCACCCUCGUGACAUUUCUCCCAGACGUCACUUUUCCACGUAGCGAACGCGGUCACAUUUUCCGCAGGCGGGAUCUAUACAGAAAGUGCAAUAUGCCUACAGAUCGGUUACCAUUCACACCGUCUUAACGCGUCGUCGACCCGAACUUCAAGAAGAUAAACGUGUACACGAAAUGUGCAACAUCUGUUUAACAUCAGCUACUCUUAUUCUCUGUGGGGGAGGGGGGAAAAAAACAAAACAACAAAGCAUCGUAUCAUUACUAGCAUCUCCACAGGUGCUUAACUUCUUAAGUCGUUUAUGCAAACGUAUCAUCUUACUUAUGAUUUUGUGUGUUUGAUUUAUUGUCCAUUUAGAAAAUCGGGUUUCGAAGGGAUAAUUUAAAAGAAAAAUCAAAACGGACAAAUCGAGUCGAUCAGCCGGGACGUCCAGGGCGUCCGAAGUUUGCUUUAUUCGUUUACCUAAAAACAAGACUUUUCUCGCAAACGUAUUCCUGCACCGGUUUUACAAUCAUACCGUGCAAAUAUCUGUUCUGAGGAACGAGUUAUUAUACACAUCUGUUACUAUUUUAUAUAGGCUAUACGAUCACACAUGCAGUUCGUUAAUCCAACACGGUUAUUGCUCCUACGCUCUCGUGUUGUACGGGAGUACGGUUGCGGCACAAAACGCAUAUAAAUCGUACGCUAUUUAAAUUAUGGACACACACUCCGUACAUAUAUUAUAUAUUUAUAUAAAUAAUAUAGCAUGAAUAGGUUGUUUAGCUAGAAAUAGGAAUUGAGCAAAAAAAAAAAAAAAAAAAAAGCCACAUUGAUUAAGAUGUUGGUGUAUUGGACUGCAGUGCUUGCAUCGUGCUGCGAGAUACGUUUAGAUCUGAUAAGUGUAGUGUAAAAUGAUAUUAUUUAUUUAAAGAAAAAGGAAAAAAAAAAAAAAAAAAGGUGGUUUCUGUUCUGAAAUCUGAGCCACGUUCGAAGCUGUGGUAAAAUCCUCGAUAUACACAUAUCAGCCAUCACAUUAAAACCAUCGACAGGUGACGCGAAUAACACCGAGUACCUCGUUACAGCGGCACCUGUCAGGGGGCGGGAUUUGUUCAUUAAGAAGGAAGUGAACAGUCAGUUCUCAAAGUUGAGGUGUUGGAAGCAGGAAAAAAAUGGGCAAGCGUAGGGAUUUGAGAGAUUGUGAUGGCUUAGAUGAGUGGGUCAGAGCAGCUCUCAAAAAAUAAAUAAAAAUGGCUGAUCGGUGUACACUCACACACACGGCCGCAUCAUAAUAUUUCAAAUCUGUAUCAACGCGAGUUAAACAAUAAAACCGUCGCGGCCGGUGUGCUAUCCAUAUAAUGGCCUAAUCUUUGUCGAUGAUGUUGCUUAGCAACCAAAGCUUACUAUUAAACAGACUACAUAGUGGAAGAAUUAUUAGUCUUGGUUUUUUUUUUUAAAUAAAUGUAUUUUAUUGCGAAUACUAUUCAUUUAUUUAAAUUUAUUGAACACUUAAGUUUUUUUGUUUUCAUAAAUGCAAUGAGUCUCUCACAUCCUGCCUAAGAGCACCGUUCCAAAACGACCACGGCUCACCUUGGAGCAACUCCUCCAAGAAGCGAAACGUGUGGAGGAACUCUACUUAAAUCGAGACUUAACGGGAAAGAAUUUAAGCUACGAAAAAUUCGCUUCGCCGCACCAAGUAAAGAAGCAAACUUCAGACACCGAACACGUCUUGAUCUGUGGAAAGUGGGGGGGGGGAAAAGGUGUUCGUUUGAUUUUCAGUGAUUAUUCCUUUCGAAAACACUAGCUACAAAUAAGCUGGUCUAUGCAUAGAGAUCUUACGCUGCCUUCAAAUACUGUCAGUAAUAUCGUAACCACCAGGUGAACACACUUGAACGCCACGACAACGCCGUAAUUACUACACGGGAACUUGUAAAUUUCUCAUUACGAGUCCCAAUUGCCCCCCCCCCCCAAAAAAAACAACAACAAACAAACACUUGAACACACCAUGUUGUAAUCAAGACCUCCAAAGUCAUAUGCACGAAUUUCCCAGGAGGACUUGAAGGCAGCUUUAAUCAUUUGCUCUUAAAACGGUCUCAACCCUUCAUCGGUAUGUAUGUGUGUUGUAACAAACCUGAUCGUACUCACCUGUCGCGCAUGUCAACACGACCCUCUGUGUACGCAACGCGCCCUGCCAAGGCAAUAUUACAUCACCACCUCUGCAUCAUCCUCAUCGUCUGCACUUUUACACCUUCCCCCACCUCCACGCGUAAUCUCAGAGUUUUCAGUAAUCCCAAAUAUUUGGAAGGAUUCUUUAAGAGUAAAACUGUUCAUCAUGGCCAUAUCUUUCAGCGUGUUGUAUAUCUAUGUGGUGCGUUAUCGGAAAUCGUGCUUCCACUGCUUUAGAGACUAGUUUAGACCUGUAUGGAUAUUUAAUUAUUGUAUUAAAUUAUGUGUGACUUGAGUAACUUAUAAAUGAAUAAUAAUAAUAAUAAUAAUGAAUAAGAAAAAACAAAAAACAAAAAACAGGAGAUGAUGCAUCAUUGAGUGAUGAGAGACAGAGGAACGGACGUCGGUAGCGUGUAGAGACGUUCAGGACGGAGCGAACGUGCGACGUUCAGAUACAUCCUGGUACUUUUACUGUGUAACGAAGGAGUCUGUCUCGCAGGACCGAUCUGUUCAAAACAUUAAAAUUCAGUGUACAAGGUUUGUUGAGUGCUGUGGUUUGUAUCAAAUGUCACUAAUAUAUGAAAUUGUAAAUAUUGAGAAAUGCCUGUAGGACAAGAGGAAGAAAACGCUUCAGGACAUGCAGUUGUUGGAAGAUAAUCAACUUCGGUGAGGCGACGGGAACUUGGCUUAAAUCGCACGACUCCGUUGUUGAUUACUUCUCGAUAACAGCACAUCCCCAAGUGUUUCAAUCCCUACGUACUACAUAAACACACACAAAAGAGAAAUAGCAGCUCUUACUUUGCCCAGGUUUAUUUAGGAGGAACGGAAAAAAAAAAACCCCAAAAAAACAUAAUACGAAGAAAGAAAAAAAAAAAAAAAUCUGAAAUCGACUGAUUCUCGUGUUACUCCUUCAUUGUGUUCCAACAGUGUGUUGAAUUAAACAGUUUAGUGUAACUACAUAUUCCAAAUAAAUAUUUCCAUUUACCUUUAAAUCAUAUUAAAUCACAGACACCUCACACCCACUUCACCCUGCCCACUUCCAUUUUCUUCAAUCAUUUAUUUAUUUAUUUCUACAGUAGGCUGGUACUAAUAAUAGCCAUUCAAAUAAUUCAUAUCCAUUUCCCACACACCGGUUUUAAAUAUACAGUAUGGUACACAGUUACACUAUUUACACGUGUGUUACAAGCGCAAGAACCCUCUCACUGCUCCAUCAGAAAAUGAUUAAAAAGCCGGGGGGGGGGGGAUCUAGGUUAACACGCACUUCCAGGACGAAUGAAAAGAAGGGGGGAAAAAAAACAAAAAAAAAGAAAUACAGAAUACACCUGAUAGAAACUCAUCCACUUCAUACAUACAUUCACUUCUCCCACACACACACCAGGGGCGAACAAUACAAAAGUGCUUGGUUGUAGCGUAACGAGCCGUUCUCGAGCCUUCCGCACGUUUACGUUCAACACGCUUCCAGUUCUUAUUACUUAAAAACAA